CAAGGAAAGCUUCGUAAUAUACCAUCAAAUGGCGGAACUGAUGGAGAUCUUGAUUGACCGAUUCAUGGAGCUCAGCAUUCCCGAAUCCGUUAGAGUCCACGAGAUUUUCUGCCGAGUCGCCAAGCAAUUCGACGAGCUUGAGCUCUUCUACAACUGGUCCAGAUCCAGCGGCAUCGCCAGGUCCUCCGAGUACCCCGACGUGGAGAAUUAUCCGCAGAAGAAGCUCGAUCUCAUGGACGAUCUCAUCCGAGAGAAAUCCGAGAUCGAGUGGAGGAGGCGCAACGAGCACGCGCCGAGAUCGGACGAACGGGAACCAGAUCCGGAUCUGGAUCCGGACAUGAACGCGAUUAAGGCUCUUCCGCCGCCGCCGACGACGCAGGGAGAUCUAUUGGCGGAGACGAAAGAGGAGGAGACGUCGGAGAAGGAGAAGGUAGCAGUAGUAGGCGAUUUGCUGAGCUUGGCGGGAGAUGAAGCCGCGGCUCCGCAAGACGACGCGGACCGAUUGGCUUUGGCUUUAUUCGACGGCGGUUGUGAGUCGGGAUCCGCCGCCGCCGCCGGCGCGGUUUCGCCGUGGAAGGCAUUUAACGAUUCCGGAGAUUGGGAGACGGCGCUGGUUCAAUCCGCUAGUUACUUGUCGAGCCAGAAGGCACAACUUCCCGGAGGCUUUGACACGUUACUUCUCGACGGGCUAUAUAAACAGGGUACAAUGAAUCAUGCAAUGGCAACCUCCAACACGAUGUCCACCGGGAGUGCGAGCAGCAUCGCGUACGGGCCAACUAUGUUGGGCCUCCCCGCACCGGUGGAGUGCAGGCCCAUCGGCCCACAUGGAUACGUGGACCCGUUCGCAGCGUCACUCUCCAUCCCGCCGCCAGGGUACGUACAGAUGUCAGAAAUGGAGAAGAAACAGAGACUCUUAAUGGAAGAGAAGCUAAUGUGGCAGCAAUAUGCAAGGGAUGGGAUGCAAGGCCGCCAGGGUACGUACAGAUGUCAGAAAUGGAGAAGAAACAGAGACUCUUAAUGGAAGAGAAGCUAAUGUGGCAGCAAUAUGCAAGGGAUGGGAUGCAAGGCCAGGCCGGGUUCGCGAAUGUCCAAAUGACCAACUUUUACCCGUACACCCGAACCUAUUGAUCGAAAAAGAAACAGGUCUUUUGGGU
Cuscuta campestris is the source of this 1154-nucleotide messenger RNA. The record is from the annotation of a GenBank genome assembly. NCBI's taxonomy places the organism in Eukaryota, Viridiplantae, Streptophyta, Magnoliopsida, Solanales, Convolvulaceae.